AUGCCGGUGCUCGAAGGAGAGCCGCCGUCGGCGCCCAGAAGCGACCUGCCCAGCUUCAUUCAACCCCACGCCAAGGUAAAAGACAAAGCCCAGGACUUCCUGCUCGAGUCUCUGACCAGCCUGCUUGUGGGUAUCAUCGAUAGAGCGGUGGCCGAAAAGGCAGUGUCGCACGGCCUGGAGGACGUGACCGUGGAGGAGUACAUGGACAUGGACUUCGAUACGCUCACGACCGACGACACACUCUUCCAGGCCGUCGAGCUGAUGAUGGGCAAGGGCCAACGCCUCAUUCCGAUCCUGGGCCGUUUUGGUGAUGGUGGUGGAGGCGAUGCCGGUGACGCCAGUGCGCGGCCGCUCACGCUGGUCGGGGUCAUAUCCAAGGCGGACCUGGUCAAUCUGCUCAUCCACCAGCCCUCGCGCUUCCCCAUCUCGUUUCUCGAGGAGAAGGAGCAGCAACGUCGGCAGCAACAGGGCAAACUCGUCGGCGACGCCGGCAAUCGCCACUCGACCGAGAAACCUGCCAAGGCCAAGGCCAAGGCCGCCCAGGAGCCCACGCAAAGCAAAUCCAAGGUGCUGCGCGCCUACACAUUCCUCGCAUACCGCCGGGUGGGCGACGGCAGCAACGUGCGGGAUCUGGUGAAAGGCGCGCUCGCAGCAGAGGUGUUCUCGUUUCUGGAGAAGGCCGGAAGCAUCGCGCACAGCAUGAACACACGCGUCUACGUCGUCGGCGGGUUCGUGCGUGACCUCUUCCUCCGCACCCCCAACCAGGACAUCGAUUUGGUAGUCGAAGGCGAUGGCCUGACAUUCGCGGACAAGCUGGCCAAGGCGACCGGAGGGCAGGUGAAGCACCACCACAAGUUCAGCUCGGCGCUGGUCAAGCUGCCCAGCGGCAUCUGUAUAGACGUGGCGACCGCGCGACUCGAGUACUAUCCCAGCCCUGCGGCCCUCCCCUGUGUGGAGUUGUCAUCGCUGAAGAUGGACCUCUACCGGCGAGACUUCACAAUCAAUGCGAUGGCAAUCGAGCUGACCAAGGGCCGACUGGGCACGCUCGUCGACUAUUUUGGCGGUAUCAACGACCUACGCCAGAAGGUGGUGCGCGUGCUGCAUUCUCUCAGUUUCGUUGAGGACCCCACGCGCAUUCUGCGCGCCGUACGUUUCGAGCAGCGCUAUGGAUUCACCAUCGAGAAGCAGUCGCUGCGACUACUGCGCACCGCCAUAGACAAGGGAUUUUUCAACAAGCUGAGCGGCAGUCGAGCUUGGAACGAAUUCCAGCACCUGCUCGACGAGCGCGGCGAGUGUGCGCUGUUGUGCCUGCAGAGACUGCGACAGCUUCACCUGCCCGAGCACGUCUUCCCUCCGUGGAAGUCGCUCUAUCCAACUGACCAGGACCUCAAGCUGAUGCAGGACGUGCUCGAAUGGUACGAACUGUCGCAUCUGCGACCGGAACCGGAGAGGUGGAAGUGCUUCUUCUUGACCCUGUGCUGCCACAUUCGAAAGCCGGCCGAGCUGGAAGCGCUGAUGGACCGAUUCCUCUUCCCCGAGAGUAUCAAAGCACGAUUUGGCGAUCUGCGCGAUGCUACGCACAAGGCGCAUGUGGCCCUUCAACGGUGGAUUGAAGCGAGGGAGGCGCACCAAGAAGGCGACGAUACGGCCGAGGAACGGCACAACCAACUGAGCGAUCUUUACAGCAUCAUGCACCCUAUUCCUCUCGAGGGGCUGUUGUACAUGAUGGCUCACAAGCAAAGGAGCGAAGAAGAGCGAAGGCACAUCGUGGUCUACCUCACCCACUUGCGCUAUGUCACCGUGGAGACCGACGGCAAGGACCUGAUCAGAAUGGGUCUCCCACCCGGUCCGCACUACCGCACCGUGCUCGACGCACUCCUCCGCGCGAAGCUCAACGGGCAGAUCACCAGCAAGGAGGACGAGGAGCGGCUGGCGCGAGGCCUCAUCGUCGAAGAGCUCAAGCUGCUCGGCAAGCCAAAGCUAGGCAUAGAUGGCAAGGCGCUGACGGCGCUGGGUGUGGAGCCCGGGCCGGCAUUCACGGCCAUCUUCCGGCUGGUCAACGAGGCCAUCGCCCUCGGCCAGCUGCAAGACGACGACACUCAGGCGCAGCUCCAGUACGUCCAGACGCUCCUGUCGCGUGGCAAGGGUGUACUGUAA
Messenger RNA from Acanthamoeba castellanii str. Neff, 2157 nucleotides. RefSeq names its product tRNA nucleotidyltransferase/poly(A) polymerase. Gene Ontology annotation, molecular function: RNA binding; nucleotidyltransferase activity. The transcript has 14 exons. Bases 1 to 2157 code for a protein of 718 amino acids. Lineage: Eukaryota; Discosea; Longamoebia; Acanthamoebidae. Gene Ontology annotation, biological process: RNA processing. The record is from RefSeq and is a predicted model, not a curated record.